GCUACGUACAAUAUAGCAUGCUUUUUUUUUAAAUCGGCGCAUAAACUCAAGCUAAUAUUGAAUCCCGAGCAAGACCGGGCACACUCAGCUAGUACCCUAUAUAAUUUAAAAAUCAGCUAGGAAACUAACUUCAAAAUGAAGCAUUUUUGUCACAUGAAGGUGUUACCUGGGUCGAACUAAGAUAUAAUAAAUAGGUAUAGGCUUAAAUCAAAAGUACUUGAAACACGUUUAAUUUUAGAUUACAAGCACAAGUGCAGGUACUUAAUAAAGCAUGGGUUAUGAUUGAUUAGGUGAAUUAGAGCUUUUAAUAAUUUAUUAAAUUAGACUAAUGAGAUAUCAUAAUCAUCAAAUGAACUUAAAUAAGAAACUUCAGAAAGUCUAAUGACAUUAAGUAGAUGAACAAAAGAAUUAGGAUGCGGGGGGUCCGCUUAGGGAGGUAACUAACCUUUAAAGUUGUAGAAUAAAUCUUCUUAUUUAGUCUUGAACUUUAAAAAGAAAACGCAGGCAGACCAAUAGCAUUAAGCAGAUUCACAAGGAGAGGAAUAGUUUAGGAAAUAAAAAAAGGAAAGGAAUGUGACAAUUAAUAGCUUUUAAACUUUUGGAGGUAUUGCCCUGAGUUUGUUGUACUUGAUUACUAUAUUAUUCUCUCAAUGCGCGAAAUCUCUUAUAUAUGCGGUUAAAGCAUUUGAGUUAACUUAUUUCUUAGUGUUCAAGUACUUACAUUUUUAAACAGCAGUCAAUGUUAAUCUAUGUAUGAACUAAACCCUACGUAAAAUCGAUCUUUCCUUAUGUGGUAUUGAUGCAUGUUUAACUUUUCGUGGCUGUCGGAAUCAACGCGUCUACGUCUACGGAGCUUACGCAGAAGUGAUUCGCAAUGCGGUAGAUCUCAGCAAAAGUUUUUUUUGAGCUUCUGUAGUAUAGAAUUUGUUAGGUACGGUCGCGAAAUCUUGAAAUGAUUGAUACGUGCGGUAAAAUAACUAAAUUGAAACAAAGCUCAACAGUAAAAUAAGUAGAAUAUUUAGGGAGGAAACCAAAAUUAAUCAACUUGCCAACAUAGGCUAUCACAUUUAUUUUGGUGGCACUCUUUAAGUGAUAAUAAGUUGUUUUUUCUCUACGGUUGUUUCGCGUGGCGUUCACAAUUUCCGCGAUGUUCGUAUCUUACGUAAUUUAGAUGUUUAGCUAUAAACGGUUUCACUGACUCGAGGUCGUUCCUUAAGCGGUGUUGGUACAGGUUAAACCUUUGCCGACUGUCGGAUUCAACGCGCCUACGGCUACGGAGCUUACGCAGAAGUGAUACGCAAUUCGGUAGAGCUUGUCAAACGCUUUUGAGCUUAUAGAAUUUGUUCGGUGCGGUCGCGAAAUCUUGAAAUGAUUGAUACGUUCUUUAAAUUAACUAAUUUGAUACAAAGCUCAGUAGUAAAUAAGUAGAAACCAGGAAACCAAAAUUAAUCAACUUGCCAACAUAAGCUAUCACAUUUAUUUUGGUGGCACUCUUUAAAUGAUAAUAAGCCUUUUUUUUCUCGCUUCGGUUGUCUCGCACGGCUUUCGGAAUUCGCGUGGUUUUCGUAACUUACAUAAUUUAGAUAUUUCGUUCGAAACGGAUUUACUUAUUCAAUCGCUUUACUACGCGGAUGUAUCUACGCGCACACGUCACAGCAUUUUUUCUAUAACUAUCUUGAAACAAUACAUACGGAAUCCAGUGUUCAAGCGGCCAACAUAGGCUAGUCCUUCUGCUGUAUUGUCAAAGAUAGAAGCAAAAUUUAUUCAAAUGGGUCAAGUCUUGAAAAUUAAGCUGUCACGCAGCUCCAGCUUGAUACCCAAUAACAAAAAAAAAAGAAGAUGAUUUUGAAGUAGCCUCCCUGGUACAGUACUACCAAAGUACAUAGAAUGUCGAAUGUUGAGACUUUAGAACAAAUAUCCAACAAAAUAAUUAAUAAUUUCAGGUAAUAAUCGUUGCAAUCCUCAAUUGCAACGAUUAAUUCCCUUUAUACUUAGAUAAGAUUUAGUUUUAGUUUUUAGUUUUAAGAUUUCAAUUGUUAUACUGACAAGCAGGUUAAACAAAACUGAAUUACCAAGCAGGAACAAUGUAAAAACACUUGGAUAUAUAUAUCAUAACAAUUAAGGCUGGUAAGUUACUGUAGUAACUGGAGCACCUAGGUUAAAAUGAAAUGUUAUUUAUUUUGAUUUUGGAACAAAAAAAGAGUUAAAAAAAAUACAAUAUUCACCUUGGCUGUUGACAGUAGGAACUCCGGAUGGUCCAGCGAUAGGCUCUUCGGGUGCGGGUUUAUACAGUUUGAGGUAGCAAUUUCUACAUAUGAAGGAACUGCCAUCUAAUUUAACUUUUUUCAUCACCGCAUGAACUUGAAGAGCUUGGGUAAGAUUCCUCUUUAAACAACAACAAGAACACUUAAAAUUCAUCGUUUAUAAAACACUGGCUGUACAGAAUAUCUUUGGAUUAACAGAGCUUUUGUUUCCUUACUGAUUAUUUCACUUCUCAUUUUUAAAUAUACCACCAUGCAUUGUACCUACGAACGAACACCUAACCUACCAAGUUUUCUGUAUGAUUUUAGCAUGUGCUUUGUCUAGGUAGCUAUUUACUUGUUGAAGUAUUCACUUUGAAUAAACAAGCCUAUAAAAGCAGAAGCAGAAAAUUGAUAUGGAUUAUACGACUAUGUCAGCUAUGUCCCAAUGUAGACGCAGGGUAAUCGUAUUGGAGUAAUGAGCGAAAUUUCUAAACAUGAUAAUUUAAAAAAAUCGCAACUCAAAAAUGAAGGAAAAUACAUCGCUGUUUUUUUGAUAUGUUGUGUAGAAAAGCCUAAAUUUAAAAUAUAUAUAUAUAAACGUAUUACGCCCAUUGUCUACAAACCAUGAAAACCAUAAAAAAACAAACACAAUCAAAGUUUCUUCCAAUUUUCAAAAUAUUUUAUAUUUUUUCUGAAAAGUAUUUUUAGUAACCUUUCAUUUGAUAUUUUGGUCAUUCAAAUCGGUUCAAUGGUUCAAAAGAUAUGAUAUAAAAAAUGCCAUUUUUGGAAAAAAUAGAAAAAAAAAAUCGUUUUUUUGGACUACCCUAGCAUGGAAAUGGUCACCCUAAUGAGAAAAUAAAAAAUACGGGUCUAAUAUUUUUCGAUAAGGAACAAAACUACCUAUUGUUAUGAAAUUCUGAGGACCACUAUAUCGUUUUGCUAUGGAAUGGAUUGGAAUAUAUAUAUAUGUAUAUUAGACCUGUUCAUUUUGUUGGUGGGGGCGAUAUUUAUAUACGCCACCACUGCGACACCAACGAUAAGUCGACAAACCAGUCGACGAACGGGAGAGAGGAAAAAGAGUUAGUAAAGAACAGAAACGAUUUUCAGUUACUUUUGUACCGACCGCGAAUAAAGUUUUUUUUCGUACCGAGCUCCGUGUUGCGUUUUCUUUUCUGACGCGUUCACCCGAGUUUCUGAUUGCUGGUCGAUCCCGUUUUCCCACAGAUGACCCGAAGAAAAGUGGUAGUGCGAUUUUCCCCCGGGACUGAACAUUUUCUGCGAAGUGAAAAUUCGGCGUGGGGAAGCGGAGCGUUGAGUCACUGGCGUUGGUUUCGAUAGCGUCAGUGGUGUACGGUUGGUUGCCUGUGUGCGUGUGUUGCUCGGUCGUGAGACGGGUGAACAGCAGCAGCUAGAGUGAAUUCGCGUGCGUUGGUUGAGGUUAUAAACGAAUGAAAAAAAAGUUUUCGUCAGUGAGUUCGAGCAAAAUCGAAAAUGGCUAAGAAACAUGUGUUAUUUCCACGCCUCAAUAACCAGAAUAACUCGACGUGACAACUGUGGAUGGAGAUGGUGUUAAAGCGGGAUGAAUUGUGGUUCGCGGUGCAUGACGCGAAGCUGACACCAGUCGCUCGCGCUUGGACGACAGCACACCAAAAGGCGUAACAUCGUGUUGUUUUGUGAGGAUAGCCAGCUAAAUUUGAUCAAGAACGCAAAAUCGGCCGUGCUGAAGAAGUUUCACAACAAAGCCGAGAUGACAUCCCGUGUAUCGCUGCUCAGAAGGAUCUGUAGCCUGAAUAUGACGGAAGGAGAAAACGUGGAGAAGCACCUCUUCGAGCUGGAGGAGUUAUUUGACCGAGUGGAGUGUGUCGGUCAGAAACUAGAAACACCAUUGAAAGUAGCGAUGAUUUAUCGCAGCGUCCCGGAAUCAUAUGGCGGAUUGGUGACGGCGAUGAAAAGCACUCACACACACUAGCGAAUCAAUCUUCGAAAAAUCUUCAAUUAUUUCUCGCAUCUACUUGCAUCGCACAUCAUCUUUUUGCAGGAAAUCUUCAGAAUCGUCAUCAAUCUUCUUUCUAUCUACUCAGUGUGCGUGCAGCUAACCACAGCAAAACACAAUUUUUCCUGCACCGUAGAUAGAGUCGCCCCCUCGGUUGCAGCAGGAUAAGAAGAAAGAAGAAGAUUCCAGAAGUGACAAGAAGAGAAGUGCGCGUAAAGCCAAACAGGCUGUCGAAACGGAAAACCCGAUUUGCUUCACGGUUGGAAGCAAUCGGUGCAGCGGUUCGUGGUACGUGGACAGUGGCAGCUCGAGCCACAUGACGAACGAGAAAGCCUUUUUUCGGGAACUGAAUGAAAAUGUGAAGAUCGAUGUUGUGUUGACCGAUGGAUCUGUGACCAGAUCGGCCGAAAUUGGCGAAGAUAUUGUGAAGUGUGUUGAUAAUGACGGCCGCGUGAGAGACUUUACCUUUCAAGAGGUGUUGUACAUGCCGAACCUGGACAGUAGUUUGUUGUCGGUUCGGAAGUUAACACAAAAAGGACUGAAGGUGGAAUUCGGCGCGUCAAGGUUCACAGUGGUGAAUAUGGAAGGAGAAGUGGUUGCAGUGGCAGUUCUUAGUGGAAACCUGUACGAGCUGAGCGUGGUACAGGAUGCACGGCUGAGCAAGGAGGCUCGGCAUUCGGAAAGCUGCCAGCACACAUGGCACCGGCUCGAACGGGGAAUAAACGAUGCCAAGGUUCAGGAGGAGCAGGAUGAACAGCAGCAGAUUCAGGAGGAGAAUUCGGAGUUCGAAGAAGAAUUUUAUGGUUUCGAAACCGAGGAAGAAGAUCCCGUCGGCCGAGCCGUUCAAGAUCAGAACCAUUAAGCUGAAAGUUGUUACAGCAGUUUUCGUUGUUUCAGUCUCGAGAUACAAAUAUUAUAAGCCGUAAAUUACCUUAAAAACAUAAAAUUAACUUGAAGCACCUCUAAAUCGACACCGAUCUUGCUGAAAAUUGGCAGAGAAGUUCAAAUUAACAUGAUGAACAGUAAUCACGGUUGACCCGGUGCAUAUAUAGUGACCUACACAAUACCCUGCAAAGAACCUGGUUCCCUAACAAACAAAACAAAUGUGUAAAUAUCUUGCCGUGCGGAUCUAUUUGCUUGUUGCUGAAGGAAGUUUUUCUGCUACUUAACGCUACACCUAACGCAUUACCUACCAAUUUUCAAUCAUUGCAAUGAUUGUUGCAUUGUUUGGACCCUUCGGGUAAUCCGGCUUGGAUAUCAAAUUGGAAAAAAACCUCUUUGCCUUCGCAUAACGAUAGGAAUCUGCUUGGAAGUCGAUCGGGAGAAUACAUCUAAAUUUAUUUUUAUUUAUUCCUCUUUGAUCCUUGUUUGGACCCUACACGAGGUAAUCCUGCGUAAUAAUCCCGUAACGUGACUAGAUCACCUUUUUGUGGUACGUUACGGGAUGUAACAUCUACCACCGCUUCCUAGUCCUGACUAGGACAAACUGGAGGGCCAGGAUUUUUCGCUUCCUUGCGAUGAACGCAAGAAUAACAACUGUAUCAACACCAAAUACUUCAUCAUUUCUUAUAGUGAUGGAGUAGUUUUUUUUUUCUUUUUUUAUUAUAGUCACUUUAAUACUUUUGGGUCAUUCGUGACUUGUCCGGGGUGAGAUUUAAACUCGUGACUUUGGCGUGAGAGGUAUAGGGGGCCGGGGUCGCCCCCAGUAAAAAGGGUGUAUUCGAUAAAAAUGGCACACACAUAUUUACUCACCAAAAAUAAACCGAUUAUCGGAUUUUCUUGAAAUUUUCAGGGAAUGAAAAACUACUCCCAUCCCGAAUGCUCGCACCUUCCUUUUCACUCCACCCAUCACAUUUUGUACAACCGAUUUUCCCAGUUUUUUCUUCAACUCCAGCUCUGUUUUAAUAGUUUUGGGAUGUUUGCAAAGUUCCGUCUUCAUAUUUGCCCAGAAUUUUUCAAUUGGGCGAAGUUCCGGUCAAUUUGGUGGGUUCAUAUUUUUUGGCACAACAUUGACUCCGUUGGCUCGGUACCACUCCGACACGUUUCGAGCGUAGUGGCAGGGUCCUAGAUCAGGCCAAAACAAAGUUGAUCCUUUGUGCUUCCUUAUGAAUGGUGAAAGACGCUUCUUAAGGCACUCUUCCGUGUAAAUCGAAAAUCCUCCGGAACAUCGAACUUAGACUUGGAAACGAAAUAUUCUUGCUCAGAAAGUUGACGGAAGUCGACUUUGAGGUGAGUUUCGUCAUUCAUCACGAAGCAACACGAUUUGGUGAGCAGCUUCGUGUAAAGAUAUUUUGCUUUUCAUUCCGGUUCAGGGCUUUUUGCACCUUGUAAACAUGUAACCCAGCACGCUUCAUGGGUUUCUGCACAAAAUCGACUGACACCUUGGACUUUUUAGCGACAUCUUGAAUUGACAUGUGUGGACGGUUCUUGAACUGUUGCACCACUUUCCUGGCCAUUUUACUGUCCAUUGGACCACUUUUACGACCAGUCUCUUCAUACCUUCGGGCACUCAUACGCUCCUUGAAGGUUCUUAUCGUACGAGGCACAGUUUUAUUUGCAAUUCAAACUUUUUAGCCAUCCAUCGGUGGGAUGCCUCAGGAUUUUGAUUGUAUAUAAGUGCACAACACUUUUUUUCGGACAAUUUCUUGUUUCGAAGUCAUGACUGGUACUACUGUAUGUAUAGUAGACUGAUGCAAAAUUUAACUUUUUCGCUCCACAGUGCUUAAAUGGUUUCCAAUCGGGUCGUGAUUAGCCUCCAAAAGUUACAACUCAUUUGGUUAGAAACAGACUUCGCACAAACCAUUUGAAGUUUACAUGUAAAUUACUAUGGGAAAUCUCAACUUUUUGUUCAUUGCCUUCUAGUCUUUUUCCGUAUUGAGCUGCAAAACAGCUCGAUAGCUAUUCUUAUAGAAAAGCUACAACUUUGCUGAAGAUUAUUUCUAUGAAAAACGAGACAGGAAAUAGUUAUUAAUUAUUUAAGAGAUUGGUAAACUUAUGACAUGAUCAAGCAGCUGCUCUGUAGGCAACACUGUAUUUUGCAGUGUGACAUAGUAGCCAUAAUUUUUGUGUCCUAUUCAACGCCCCAGAAACACCAAUGUUGCCUGCUGAGCAGUUGAUUGAGCAUGAUCAUAAGACAUCAGUGCAUUGAACCAUUAAUAACUUUCGAUCCUUGCAUUUAAUAAAAAAGUAGUUUUCAACAAAGUUGUAGCUGGGAAAAUUUCCUACAAGUGCAGUUGAAAACUUUUGAAGAAGACUGAUAUGGUAAAUUAUUAGAUAGACAUGAACAAAAAUCUUGGUUUUACCAUAGUAAUUCCCAUACAAACUUCAAAUGGUUUGUGCCAUCUCAGUUUCUCACCAAAUGGGUUCAAAUUUUGAGAGGUUAGUCAAGAUCCGAUUUGGAAUCGUUUAAGUACUGCGGAGCGAAAAUUUCAAAUUUUGCAUCACUCUAAUGUAUAGCUAUGAAACUUGGCAGAUGUUAACAAUACACUACACUCAUAAAAUUCGACACAUUUUUAUUGGCGAAUUUCCAUGUAAAAUUCCACAUGAUUUUCAUGUGUCCACACAUAAACAGAAUCCACUCAGAAGUACAUAUUAAAUUUAUGAGUCAAAUGAAUAGUAUGUGUGGUUACACAUGAAUUGUAUGUGUACACAUAACAACUAUCUGUACGACACAUAUAUAUCAUUUGCUUAUCACAUUGCAAAAAUUCAUGUGUGGGACACAUAAAACUAAUCAUUGAAUUUUUAUUAGUGUAUGAAUAAUAUUUACUCAAAUUUUCUGUUUUUUACUCAUACGGUUCAAAAGUUAUAGAAGAUUUUCGGUGUGCCAUUAAUAUCGAAUUCACCUUUUAAACUAAGCGGCGCUGGUGGUGUUGUGGUAAGUGUGGUUGCUUCUCACCCCAAAAGGCCUGGGAUCAAUCAACCAUACUUUUUAUUGCAUGGGAAAAAAUGAUGAAAUUUUGAGUAAAACUAGUUUAUAGUGUAAUUUUUACAUGUGCAAAAUCUCGUGGCAAUCUGUUAAGUGGUUAUCGAGAUGGCUUCCUAGCAAGAAGUGCUUCGACAACAAAUUAUGGGAGCGGGUCGUGGAAAAUCCAUGCCAGUUCCACAGGUGGAUCGCGGAACAGUUUGGAAUCGACAAUUCAACCGUUUUCCGUGUGAUAAAAUCGUUCAAGGAGACCCAGACGACCCAACGGCAAACUUGCAGCGGAAGAAAAGCGAAGACGACCGACCCCGUGAACGCAAGGAAGGUGAGGGAUUACUUCAAGCGCAAUCCGAACCUUCAUAUUCGGGACGUGGCCAAGAAGGUCAAUUGUACCGUCUGGUUCGUCCAGCAGACAAUGAUGCUUGCCGGACUUCAUGUCUUCAAGGAAAGGAAGGCGCAUAACUGAACCGAUAAACAGAAUACAUUGGCCAAAUCCUGCGCCAGGAAGCGCGAGUGGUUGGUGUAGCCGAAAUGCAUCGUAAUGCACGACGAGAUGUACAUUAAAGCGGACACCAAGCAGAUCCCCGGCCUGGAGUUUUUUGUCGACAAGUCCUGCAUGGAUGUUCCGGAGAAGUUCCGGAAGAAGAAGGUCGAUAAAUUUGCCAAAAAUUUGUACUUAGUGCGGCAGCCGAUCUGUGAGUGCGGCAAAUUCAGCAAGCCGUACAUAACGACCGGCACCAUCAACGGCCAAAUAUAUGAAGAAAAAUGCUUCCAGAAGCGCCUGCUGUCCUUCAUCCAGUCCCACGAAGGUAACACUGUUUUGGCCGGAAUUGGCAUGGUGGUCGUGAAACCGGUGAUAGCGUGGUACGAAGCUAACGGUGUUGUUUUUGUGCCUUUGCAAAAACAUAGUUGAUACGUGUUUGAGAGUUUCAAAAAUAUCCGACUUAAAAUGAAUGUUUGGUGAUAAUGAAUUUUUUUCGAGACAGUCUUUACAAUUGAUCAAAUUGCUGGCCUCUGUGGUUUUAUGUCCCGAACAGAGAAAAACCCUGUUUGGAUAUCGUAAUAUAUAGUAAUCUGCUUGGAAGUCGGUUUGAAGAAACUUUAUUCUUCCGCCAUGGCGCCUGAGCGCUAAAGAAAAGAACAAUAUCUCUAUAAACCUUUUCAGGAGAAAAUCAUUUAAGCAAUCAAUUUGAUAUGCUCACGAAUGAUGAGAAUGAUCCAGCAUCCAGGCAACAUUCGAAUAAAUUUUCCCGGUUUAAUGCCAAAACGAAAAGGUCUACUCUAUUGUGGUAACAACUUCCGAUUUCCAUACUCUUUGUACGGAACUUUUGAACUUUGUUAAAUUCAAGUUUUCACUUUAAAUCGGCCGUCGGGGUGAAUUCCGUGUAUUGGCUGAAACCUCGGACAGAUUCAAACGUCUUCUCAGGUAUCUUACUCUGAAGCAACAACAGUUUUUUUUUACUUUCGAAGCCAACUUGAACGUCUGUCUAGAACGACUUGUCUAGAAAGGUCUGCCCAGUGGUGAAUCCCUGGAUCGGAUCAAAGAUUAAUUGACAAAAUUACCUGGAGCUGAGCCAGUCCAAGUAAUCAAAUUGAAAAUCUCACCCAGUGCCGUAAGUGACAUGGUUGGGGUCACGGAACAAAAAAUGAUGCAUGCCAGCUAAAUGCAUGAAUUGGGUGAUUUUUAUCACGCAAAGGACUUCUGCCCUGUGAAGGAAGGUCCUAAAAAAUUUAAGUGUUCAAAUUGCGGUGAAAAUCAAAAUCUAUGUUUUUGGGAAUGCAAGACUCGCAAAGCGAUCUUACAAUCUCGUACUGAGCGACAGGUAGGAAACGCUCAACUUUCCCAACCAGGUACUAGCUCCUUAACUGUUAACAGCGGCCAGCGAGGAACAAAUUAAACAUUCGUACCCGUAGCCGGGCCGUAGGUACAGACAGUGCACAAUUCUUCAUAAAUACCCGCUACUAACAAUGUUCAGCAAGUAAAGAAAACUACCUAUUCUGACAUCAUAAUUCUAACCAAAACUUAAAUGAUCUUAAUCAAAUUAAGACAUCGAUAGGAUUACUGAUAAGCUGAAAACUUACUCCAAGUUUGAUGCAAUUCAAACUGGAGUUAAAUUUGCAAAUAAUAUAGACAUGACCCUGAAGUCAUUUCGAAAUCUGGAAGUGUGUUUGCAGUACCAUUAUUCAUAUGAUAACGGUAGUGUUUACAUGCGGGGCUUAUUGUAUGUGAAAGUAACCUCGGAAUGGACGUGAAUUACCAGGCAUUCUUAAAUGGGUUGCUGAAUCUGCAGUAGAGCUAUCGCUUUCUAGCUCCCGGACUAAACUUGCUUUAAAUUAUUACAUCAAGGAUUGUUGUAAGCAAAUUUCUUCCAUAAUACCACUGCCGGCAAGUGGGGGUUAGAUUGAACACACACACACAAUAUAGACAUGACCCUGAAGUUCAGUAAUGGGUUUCAAAUUGUUGAAUAUUUUGUAUUUGAAUUGUCGAUUUCUUCAAAAUAAUAUGGACGAGCUUUUAAAUGUUUUACGAGUUCAUAACGUGCAUAUUGCUGAUAUAACUGAAACUUGUCUCAAACCUUUUUUACCAAAUAAAAAUAGAACAUAAUUAUUCGGUGUACCGUAAUGAUCGCCUUGAUGGAGCUGGUGGUGGCGUUACCAUCAUUGUUUAUAGGCGUAUCCCAUCAAAUUCUUUCUUCAUUUGAAACCAAAGUUUUGUGAAACUUUGGGAGUUUCUGUCGAAACAACUUUUGCACAACUUACGUUUAUUGCUGAAUCUACGCUCUUCACCUGGAAAAUAAUAAAAUGUAAAUUAAAUAUAAAAUACAACCACACUAUAAAAUUAUAUCAACCUGAUAUUUCUCUACCUUGAAUUGUAACCACACAUUCAUCCGCACUCACUCUUAUGUACACUCGUUAUCAUGCUCUAACACUCGUUAUCAUACAUUCUCAUCCCUGCACAAUGUAAACGAGAGAUCGAAAUAUAAUUUAGUUACUAUCAGACCAGCAAAGCCAUCGUACGUUUUCCACGCUAGUCCGAAAAUAUCACCGUCGCAAAUUUUAAUGUCGGUGUAACUUGCCGGUGGGCAAGUAGUUUCCCGAACAACAUUAUUGGUGCCGAAACCCGGGAGUUGUGGUCCCGGAUUGUCGUGUCGGUGGCGCAUAGGACCGUGUCCGCGAGUGUACCACGCUUAUCGUCGCGUUUUCGUGUCGUCCACGACGGCAAGGUGUAUUUUAUUCAGCACCUAUUGUUUGGCCCAAAAGCAACCACGUUGUUAAUUGUGUGUCGCCAUCGAGAACGAUCGAGAAGAAACCAUUGUGACCAUACAAUAGUUAGGCAACAACCACGUCGCUUAGUGUUUUUGACUUCCCACGGACGGAGUGUUAAUUGUGGUACGAAGAGGAUCAUUCACUGCCAGGGUGUGAAAAUAAAGUACCGCUUCUGGUCGAAAAUUCACGUCCCGCUGGGUGGAUCUGGACUUUUCUGCGGUAGAUGUAAUCAAGUGGAAAUGCUGGUGCACGUCCGAAUACGGACGCCAUCGGUGUUUCCAACCUACAACUGCUGUCGAUCGCACUGGUGUAUGCUCAUCGUUUACCGGUGGAUAUCGUCGUUAUCGCCGCCAUCAUCAUCACUGCUCACGGCACGUAAGAAGCCGUCAUAAGGUAACAAUUUUCCAUUUUUUGUUAGGGAAUCAUGGCGCCGACCAAGAAAUUUAGUAAGGUGGCUAAAUUAAAGACGCUUUACCGCCAUCGUUCGAACAUUGUAAAUUCGGCGGAGGUUAUCCAGGCCUUUGACGAUGCGUAUGUCCCGGAUCAAGCUAACCAACUGCCAAUAAGAAUUCAGCAUUUAGAUGAAAUGUGGCGCGAAUUCCAAGCGAUUCAAGACCACAUCGAAGACAGAUGAGCCGGAUGAGGAAUUUGGUGAAGAUAGGCGAGAAUUCCAGAAUCUUUACUACGCGGUGAAAGCGUCCCUAGCAAGCAAGGUUCCUCCAUCUCCUCACCCGUUACUACCACCGGCAGUUAGAAACCCCCAACUCCCAUUGUCGGUGCCAAAUCUCCGUAUCCCUGAAAUAAAGCUUAAGGAGUUUUCUGGCAAUUUCGACGAGUGGGAAUCUUUUAGCGAUCUCUUUACCUCGCUGAUCGAGUCAAACCCGUAGUUGACCAUGGUACAGAAGCUGUACUAUCUGCGAGCUUCAGUUAUUGGCGAAGCUGCCCCCAUGAUUUCCUCCCUCGAUAUUAUCGCUAACAAUUAUCCGGUUGCAUGGAACUUGUUGAAAAACCGGUUUGACAAUAAGCACAUGCUGAUAAAAAGGCAUAUGGCUAGCUUGCUUUCUUUUUUUUUUAAAUUCUUUAUUUAAGAGAUUUUUAGCCUUAGGCUAGUUCAUCUCUAUAGCUUGCUUUCUAUUUCUCCCCUAAAGAAGGAAACAGCGACCGGUCUGGUGGAUUUGGCAGAUAAGUUCAACCGCCAUGUCCAGCUUGUGGAUAAACUCGAGGACGUCGAAGAGCACUGGAACUUGUUCUUGGUCGAACGGUUGAGUAGCUGUCUCGAUCCCACAUCACUCCGUGAAUAGGAGACUCAAUCGGCGGGGAACGACAAGCAAACAUACAAACAAAUCCUCGAAUUCAUCCAAAAGAGAUCACGCAUCUUGCAAACCCUACAGCUCUCCCAGCUUAGCAGCAGUUUUCAAAUCGAAAGUAAGCCCAAGCCUUGUGUGUCUUCGGCUCACGUGAGCACUUCGAGAAGUGCCAGGUGCAUCUGUUGCCAGCAACCACAUUUACUUUUCCUGUGUGACAAGUUCCUAAAGCUCACGAACACCACACGAACGGUUCGAUCUAGCCAAGAAGCAUAGCCUCUGCAUCAAUUGCCUGAAAGGGGUUCAUUUGGCGAAAGACUGCUCCAGCGGUGCAUGUAAAACAUGCGCAAAAAAAAACACCACACGUUUUUGCAUCUGCCAUCGCUAACAACGUCUACAGGCGGAUCUGGCGGCCGUCAGUCGCUGCCGGUAUAACAAAGCUCUUUCGCGGAAUCGAACCGCUUACAAAAUAGUCCACCGUCACGACUCGGUUCGGUACAAAGCUCUCGGUCGGUUGAGCUUUCGAAUACCUCACCACUCGUGUCGUCGUUUCGCGAAUUGUCGUCCGCUCUCGGUUACGAACUUCCCUCGUCGUCGGUAGUAUCGUCCGCCUCAAAUUUGCCUCCUACUGCCUGUCAAAGUGCUGAGUUAAUCCAGCGGUGAAAUCCCAACACCGUGCUACUUUCUACCGCUGUGAUUAAGGUCCUGGAUGCGGACAAUAAGUACCAGUACGCUCGUGCACUCUUGGAUAGUGGAUCCCAGCCCAGCUUCAUCUCGGAAGCACUGUGCCAGAGACUUAACUUGAAGCGGACGAAGCUCAACUCUCCGGUCAGUGGUAUCGGACAGUCUUUGGUCAACGUACACUACGGCGUAACUAUGUCGAUUGCCUCUCGUUUUGGCAUCUUCAUAUCGAGCCUCGAAUGUUUGGUCUUACCAAAACUUACGGAUUCCACGGCAUCUUCAACUUGCGGAUCCGCAGUUCAACUUCAGCCAAGGAGUGGAUGUAAUCAUCGGCGCUGAGCUUUUCUAUUCUUUUCUGGAAAAUCAGCAGAUUAGUCUCGGUACGGAUUAUCCAAUCCUUAAAAAAAAACCGUUUUCGGUUUCAUCAUCUGCGGCAAGGUCACGGAACAAACCGCCACGGGAGUCGUCGUGCAGUCCAGCCAUCUCUGCACCGACGAGUCGCUUGAUUCUCAGUUGGAAAGGUUCUGGGAGAUUGAGAAUCUUGACAAGAAAAAAAUCAUUCAUUCCGAACGAGCAGUUCUGUGAGCAACAUUUCCAGAAAACUGUCUCAAGGGACAAGGAUGGUCGUUACAUAGUUCGUCUGCCGUUGCGGAAAGAGCUGGUGCCCCUUAUGGGUGAUUCAUACACUCCUGUACUUCGUCGAUUACUGUCGAUGGAGAAGAAGUUUGCAGUUGAACGCAAAACACCGCUCAUGGAAUAAUGCUCAAAGUAAAUCCAAUUUUGAUGAUCUGUUUGAUGAUUGAUCUGCAGGUUUUUUUUUCCUCUGUUCGGGACAUAACACCACUGCGACCAGUAAUUUGAUCUAUUGUAGUAUAUCCCGUGUCCUUAGUUUAGUGCAUGUCGUAUUACUCCAUCACUAUUGAGAAAUGAUGAAGUAUUCGGUUUUGAUACAGUUGUCAUUCUUGCCUUCAUCGCAAGGAAUCGAUUCUAACUGAAUGGUUCCGCUAUUUAUACACUUCGGAGUUGGAACACCCUCCAAAGGCGCGCCCCUUUGUCAGUCAAAAUUGGAUUCCUUAACAACAAAAACAAGCUAUGACACCGAUAAUGACCAUGCAUCAGAACCCUAGUCUUAACCACUUCAAACUAGGGAACAACGAUUAGAAUAUUAGGAAUCACAUAGGUGAAGACUAACUAACUCAUUUUUUCCUUGUUUCAAGAUCAUCCUCGGUCCAGGCAACCCGAGGACUUAUCACUAUCAACAAGGCAUAAAAAAGUAACAAGGACUAAGAUGUGUUCCUUUGAUUACUGAAAAAUCCUGUUCCCCUAGUUUGAAGAAGUUAGGACUAGGAAUCGGUGGUAGAUCUUACAUCCCGUAACGUACCACGAAAAGGUGAUCUACCCACGUUACGGGGCGAUCUGCAGCACUUAAAAGCUCUCGUAUUUUCAUGAGAAAAUACGAGGAGUGCUUUACCGGCCUCAUAGAGCGAAUAGCCUCGACAGAACUGAGACUAUCCGUAAAAAUAAAAUAAUGAUCUGGUGCAAGUGAGGCGAUCGUUUCUAGCGUAUAAUGUAUUGCCGCUAGCUCAGCAACAAGGGAUCCCACGAAUCUCCCGCGUCAUAGAUAAAUCAAAACUAACUGAAUUGCCGAAGUCGGAGAAGCAUACACGAUGAGGAUUAUGCUGUGAAGGGCUGACAUCCUGUGUUAUGUACACGUAGUACAAUGUCAUAAAACGAGUUUGAGGGUUUAGCUCAAGAAGCUUCUCAAAGUUUUCGAUUACCAGUGGGUUCAUAACUUCACAACGGGUGAGGAGCCUGAGGGACAAUUCCGAAAACCGAUCCGAUAGUGGCAACAUGCCCGCCAACACUUCGAGACUCAUCGUAUGAGUCGAGUGCAUGCAUCCUAACGCGAUACGAAGACAGCGAUACUGGAUCCGUUCCAGUUUGAUGAUGUGCGUUUUAGCCGCCGACUGGAAGCAAAAACUACCGUACUCUAAAACCGAUAAAAUCGUUGUCCUGUACAACGUUAGAAGAUCUUGCGGAUGGGCUCCCCACCACGUUCCGGUAAUUGUUCGAAGAAAAUUGAUCCUUUGUUGGCAUUUUCGUCUCAGAUACUCAAUGUGGGAUCUACAGGUGCAUUUGGAAUCGAACCAGACUCCAGAAAGACAUGGAAUGAGUGAUCGGCCUACCCAAAAGUUGAAGCUUCGGUUGUGCUGGGCUAUGCUUCCUAGAAAAAACGACCAACUCAGUUUUCUCCGUGGAGAAUUCAAUACCUAGAUGAAUAGCCCAAGUAGAUAAAUUGUCUAAGGUAUCCUGCAAGGACCCUUACAGGAUUCUCUGGGCCCUGUCAUAGACACUACUCCGUCAUCUGCAAGUUGUCUCAGCGUGCAGUUGUCACUUAGACAAUUGUCAAUUUCUCUGAUGUAGAAAUUAUACAAAAGGGGGCUUAAACAUGAGCCCUGGGGGAGACCCAUGUAACUAAAUCGAGAAGCUUUAGAGUUUCCAUGAGAAAAGCUCAUAUGUUUCUCUGACAGCAAAUUGUACAAAAAGUUAUUAAUUAAUGGAGAAAGGCCACAAGCGUGGAGUUUGUCUGAAAGGACUUCAACCGAUACUGAAUCAAAAGUCCCCUUAAUAUCCAAGAACACAGAAGCCAUUUGCUCUUUUUUAGCAAAAGCCAACUGGAUUUCUGUGGAAAGCAACGCGAGACAGUCGUUCGUUCCCUUGCCCCUACGGAAACCAAAUUGAGUAUCUGAGAGUAGGUGGUUCGUCUCAACCCAUUUGUCCAAGCGAAAAAGGAUCAUUUUCUCCAACAAUUUUCGAAUGCACGAUAACAUCGCGAUGGGACGAUACGAGUUAUGAUCUGACGCGGGUUUUCCAGGCUUUUUAAUGGCUAUAACUCUCACUUGCCUCCAAUCAUCCGGAACAAUAUUGAGCUCUAGGAGCUGACAAAACAAGUUCAACAUGCGCCUCUUAGCGACGUCUGGGAGGUUCUUCAACAAAUUGAACUUGAUUCUAUCAGCCCCCGGAGCCGAAUUGCCACAUGAAAGGAGCGCGAGUGAGAGCUCCAGCAUUGAAAAAGGCUGGCUGAUCUCGUCUACCGAAUUCGUCGUUUCGCGAGGAAUCAUCCGUGCCGGCACGGAAUCAGGACAUACUUUUCGCGCGAACUUGAGAAUCCAACGAUCUGAGUACUCCUCGCUCUCGUUGUUCGAAGACCGGUUACGCAUCCUUCGCGCCGCGUUCCAAAGCGUAUUCAUCGACGUUUCACGCGAUAAUCCGUCCACGAAUUGCCGCCAGUAUCCGCGUUUCUUGGCUUUGAUGAGGCUCUUGAGUUCGCGUUCAAGAGCCGAGUACGCUUCGAAAUACACGGGUGUUCCACGUUUCCGGAAAAGCUUAAACGCGUCAGACUUUUUACGAUAAACCUCAGUGCAUUGGUGGUCCCACCAAGGGGAAGGAGGUUUCCUACGCAAAGACGUUCCAGGAACCGGUCGAGUUUGAGCUCGAAGCGCGCUGUCCAAGAUCAGAUUGGAGAGGAAGUUAUAUUCCUCCAACGGUGGAAGCCCUUCUACCGACAACACGGCUUCCUCUAUCGCGGUCUUGAACGUUGUCCAAUCGAUAUUACGGGUGAGGUCGUACGCGACGUUAACGGAUUCCGACGAAUUGAACCCACUGGCAAUCGAAAUGCCGAUCGGCAAGUGAUCACUACCGUGGGGAUCCUGGAUCACAUUCCACGUGCAAUCCAACGAUAAUGAGUUAGAGCAAAGUGUGAGGUCUAAUUUACUUCCAUUCGAGGAUGGUCCAGCCAAACGUGUUACUUCUCCAUUGUUAAGAAUUGUCAUAUUGAAGUUAUCACAGAGAUCAUAUAUCAUAGUAGAACGGUUGUCAUCAUACAGUUCCCCCCAGCCUGUACCGUGGGAAUUAAAAUCUCCCAUAAUCAACCGUGGAGCAGGAAGUACUGAACAUAUAUCUGAAAGUUGUUUUCGAUUAACAACGGCUCUAGGAGAAAUAUAAACAGAAGCAAUACAAAGGCUCUUACCUUUAAUAAUAGCCUGACAUGCGACAACUUCAAUACCUGUAAAUUGUGGAUGAUUCACUCUAUAGAAGGAAUGGCACUUUUUGAUCCCCAAAAGUACCCCUCCUCCACGCGAAUCCUCACGAUCCAGUCGAAUAAUGUUAAAAUCAUAAAAAGGAAGAUCAAUAUCUGAAGA
Molecule: messenger RNA, 17609 nt
Organism: Ochlerotatus camptorhynchus
Lineage: Eukaryota; Metazoa; Arthropoda; Insecta; Diptera; Culicidae
Exons: 2
Coding region: 4553-5098 (181 amino acids)
Source: RefSeq, a predicted model, not a curated record